Molecule: messenger RNA, 2360 nt
Organism: Bolinopsis microptera
Lineage: Eukaryota; Metazoa; Ctenophora; Tentaculata; Lobata; Bolinopsidae
Product: bone morphogenetic protein 2-like
Exons: 9
Coding region: 70-1134 (354 amino acids)
Cellular component (GO): extracellular region
Molecular function (GO): growth factor activity; cytokine activity
Source: RefSeq, a predicted model, not a curated record
AGAACAGGUUACAAUGUAUUAAUGUAAAGAUGACAUCAGAGGACGUAAGGUGAAACAAACGCACGCAAUAUGGUUUUUAUAGCAGUACUUUUAUUCCAUUAUUUGUCACGUACUGAGGCGUCAGAGGAACAAGAACUGUUCAAGCGUCUUGGAAUACCUGGACCGCCAAGAGAAGAAGGAAAGCGACGAGACCCACCCUCCUUCAUGAUGGAACUGUUCCGACAGCACAACAGAGUCUUAGGCCACGGUAUGGCUACCAGCAUUUCCAGCUUUGAUGCUUUAGAUACCAAUCAGAGCCACGAGGUCAGUAAAGACAGGUGGAGUUUUGAGUUCUCCGUGGCUGAUCUAGACCCUCGGGAGCGAGUGACAGAGGCCCACGUAAGGGUAUACAAAGCCAAGGGCAGCAAGCAAAAAGAGACCCCUUACCGUGUGAACGUGUUCCAUGUUUUGGACAGAGAGCGGGCGCUGGACUCUUCAGUCAACGACUAUUAUCUCAUCAGUCCUUUCAACUCAUCCCUCGUCGUCAGAUUACUAGACACUCAGAUAUUAGAGUCCCGGCAGUCUCAUUGGGUGUCAUUCAACGUUGCAGAGGCGGUUAAAGCCCUACAAGAACUGGGAGUGCAUAACGCCAGGUUCGAGAUUGCCUGCACUCCUAUCAACCCGAUAGACAUGGCCCAGUCCUCCCGGGGCAUCAGAUUCACCAAAUCUAGAGGAAAACUGCCCUCUCUUGUUGUGUUCACUGACGAUGGGCGCAAUGUAGUGGAGGAAGACAGGGACACUAGGAACUCUAGUCCAUCUAUAGACAGUAUUGACUAUGAUCCCUCGCAGUCGCAUUGUCAGAGAAAAGAGCUCUUCAUCGACUUCAGUCGUCUAGGCUGGAAUUGGAUUAUAGGACCACCAGGUUUCGACGCGUUCAUGUGUUCUGGAGAGUGUACCCUCACGUUUAACAGCAGACUGCAGAUCACCAACCAUGCGUAUCUUCAGGCUUUCCUGGAGUCAAAGCACAAAAACAUCCCCAAACCGUGCUGUUCCCCCAUGAAACUGAGCCCCAUGACACUGAUAUACUACACUGAGAACGGAAUUAAGAUGAAGGAGUACGACGAAAUGAGGGUGGAACAAUGUGGAUGUGAAUGAAAAGACUACUAAAUACACGUUGUCAUGGUUACUACGAUUAGGAAGACACUGCGCACAAACUAGUGAACUUUAACCCCACUUCCAACAAAUUACCACGAAGAAGUACAGUUUCACUGCAAAGAUACUCCGCAAGCAAUCCAGCUCCUAACUCCUGGAAUUCCUCAGAGAAGCAGCGAAACUCACGGCUGAUCGGAUGUAAAUACGAAUAUGAAUUGAAUGAAAUUAUUAUUUCACUGUAUUAUAUAUAAUUUAAAUUUCCUUUGAGUUUAUGUAAUAGCCAAUUAAUAAAAUGUGUGCUAUUUGAUGCAAGAGACCAGAUUUUUAAGCAUUUUAAUUAUUCAACAUGAUUCAGACGUCAUCUCUUACCAAAGAAAUCUCUCCAGUACCCGGCCUUAUACCCUUAGCUAAUGACUAAUUAUGCAAAUUAUCCUAAUGAAUAAUUAUGCACUUUAUGACUGGGUUUAGGUGAAGGUUUUACCAUAAAUCUAAAACUAUGCUGGGAAUUUGAUCGAUCGGUAGAAAAAUGAAAAAAUUGUUAGCUGAAAUAUGUCCAAAGAGAAAGGUUAAACAUUUUCAAAAUGGAAUAUUUCCUAAGAUGAGAAUUUUUUAAAGAUACAAAUAUUUUCUAAGACUAAAAGGUUUUUAAGACAAAAAUAUGUCCUAAAAAUGAAACGCUUUUUAACCUUAGUAUAGUAUUAUUUAAUUCCCAAUGUAAGCAAUAUCGUUUAAUGUUUAAAAAUGUUUAUAAGAUGAUAUAACAUUCCCAAAAUAGCUUAUUUCACGUUUUAGUUAACUUAUUUUAUAGACUAAUGACCAAUGUUGGUACAGACUCCUUCGAAUGGUCGUUAUUUAUUACGUUUAUAAUGAGGAAUCUUUACAGUUUGUACCAAGAAAAUCAAAACCGAAUAUUAACGUUCGCUUUAGAAAAAUUAAGAAGUCUAUGAUGUCUGCAAAAUAAUAUCAUCAUCAUUACCACGAACAUAGUUACUGAGUUUUUUGCUCAAUGAAACGCGAGAUUGCCGGAAUUUAAUGUAUGUUAGAGUUAGGACGAUUUUCUAGCUGAGAUACUUUAAAAUAUGGUAGUUUGUAGGUUAUAAAUAUCUUUUUGUAACUUCACAUUAACGGAGAUCUGUCUUCGUUGUAGAAGAAUUGAGGUUAAUUUUGAUGUUAAUUUGUAAUUUCUUCUGUGAUAUACCUUUGUGGUUAUUGGUAAUAUGAAUAUAAAU